GCAACCCCCACACACACACCCACACACCCACCCCCGGCUCCGGGAUUGGUUUCCUCGCUGGGGAGGGGACUCGGAAGCGUGUGUGUGUCGCACAAAGUUGAGCGGAGCCCGGCGUUGGCGGACUCUCGCCUCCCACUGGGUGGGGAGCGGGGGAGCCUUUAAGAGAGGCUGGCAGCGCGGCGGGCAGACCGCGUCCAGCGGCGGGUCCCCCCCAGGAAGGAGCGCGGCAGAGCAGGCCGCCCGGGGCCCUGGCCGUGCUCCCCGCCAUGGGCGAGGAUGGGGCGCAGGCCGAGAGGAGCGGCGCCCACGCUCCGCCGAGCCCCAGCCCGGAGCCCUCGGGCAGCCCCAGCCCGCUGCCUGCAGCGCCGGGCGAGGCGAUCCGGGAGGGCUCGCAGGUGAACGCCAUCACCGUGCUCACGCUGCUGGACAAGCUGGUGAACAUGCUGGACUCGGUGCAGGAGAAGCAGCUCAGGAUGGAGCAGCGGCAGAUCGAGCUGGAGGGCUCGGUGAAGGGCAUCCAGGGCGAGCUGAGCAAGCUGUGCAAGCACCACACCUCCACCGGCAACGCGGUCAGCAAGCUGCUGGAGAAGUCGCGCAAGGUCAGCGCGCACACCCGCGAGGUGCGGGAGCGCAUGGAGCGCCAGUGCGCGCAGGUCCGGCGGCUGGAGAACAACCACGCGCAGCUGCUGCGCCGCAACCGCUUCAAGGUGCUCAUCUUCCAGGAGGAAAAUGAGAUUCCUGCCAACGUGUUUGUGAAAGAACCAGUUCCCAGUAUUACAGAAGGAAAGGAAGAGUCUGUGGAUGAGAACAAAACUCUGGAAGAAACCUUGCAUACAGUGGAGCUGUCGUCCGAUGAUGAAAUGCCUCAUGACGAAGAUGGUCUGGAUGACAGCGUAGAGGAAAAAAUGGAAGAAUCAAGAGCUGAGAAGAUAAAAAGAUCAAGCCUCAAGAAAGUGGACAGCCUCAAGAAAGCAUUUUCUCGCCAAAAUAUCGAGAAAAAGAUGAACAAGAUCAGCACAAAAAUUGUCUCAGUUGAACGACGGGAGAAGAUUAAGAAAUCGCUCACUCCACAUCAUCAGAAAUCCUCAUCCUCAAAAAGCUCCUCUUUCAAAGUGUCUCCCCUCACAUUGAACAUGAAGAAAGUCCAUGAAGGAGAGACCCCUGCUGAAAAUGAAGACAAACCAACAGAAACUACAAGCAGUGAGCAGGCAGUAAAUGACGAGACCACCUCGUUUACUGAGGGGCUCUCAGAUAUCUCACCUCCAACUUCUCUAAUUGAGGAAGGCAAAGCAAUAGCUGAUUCUCUAGAGAAAGAAAGCAGAGAAGGGGAUGCGAUGAUAAACAGCAACAUUGAGCUCUCAAUUGUUGAAGAUGAUGAAGAAUAUGGGACAGCACUAGAAGUUUCUAGCCAGAGACUGUAUGAUGAAAGAAACAAACCAACCAGUGGGGAAACAGAACAAUCUGAUGAAGAAUCAACUCAAGCAGCUGUUCUCCAAAUAGACCAAACUGCAUAAUAAAUCUGAGCCGUCCUUUGUGUUCAGAAAUGCAAAAAGGUUUAGUUAAGCGAAGAAGCAAUGUAUAUUUCUGUUACACAUACAACGUAUCGGGUGACAACGAUUAAGUUUGUUUUCUAUGCAGUGCUAAUGUAUUGCAUAGUAUUGAGAUGCAGAGUGAACAAGGUCUACUAUGCAGGCAACCUACAAGGUGCUCCACUCCUAUACUAGGUCAAACAGCUGGUAAUAUUAAUUUAGAGUUGCUGCAGUCAGUUGCAAUUGGAGAUAUCAGGAAAAGAACCUGACCAGGGGAGGCAGGCUGGUCAGCUGGAUUUUUAACUUAGAUCAGGGAAGUGCUUGGAUAGUAGUCAAGAAAUAUUUUUUUCCCUCUUAUUGCAGUAUUUUGUAGCUGUGUAGUAGUUUUUAUAUAAACAAUGUCACUGAACACACUAGCUUAGCUUAGCAUAUCCGGGACAUGGCAAGGCAAGGUAAUAGACUCAGUAACUGUUGUGUAUAUACACAUGUAUAUUUUAUUUUGGGUAUGGCUCCAUUUUACAUUCUGACUAGAAGAGCAGACUAUGCAAAGGGUGAAAUCCUGCCUCCUGAAAUCAGUGGGAGUUUUGCCAUUGAGUCAGUGGGGCCAGGAUUUCACCCAGAGUCUUUUGUUAGUCAUUUAAUAGAAACAACUGUGUUUAUAUGGCAAAGGGAGUCAUGGUUUUGUAAUUCACAGCAGUUUAUAGAAAUAGAUGACUUCAAGGAUGAAGGUGCCACAAG
Messenger RNA from Caretta caretta (loggerhead turtle), 2267 nucleotides. RefSeq names its product caveolae associated protein 2 (gene CAVIN2). NCBI's taxonomy places the organism in Eukaryota, Metazoa, Chordata, Testudines, Cheloniidae. The record is from RefSeq and is a predicted model, not a curated record. Gene Ontology annotation, cellular component: cytoplasm; caveola. Gene Ontology annotation, molecular function: protein kinase C binding.